AUGGCUAUGGUUGAUACGGGAGCUACUCAUACAUUUAUUGAUGUUAAUAGUGCUGCAAAAUUGGGGCUUAAGUUGACUAAAAGUCCCUCCUACGUCAAAACAGUGAAUGCUAAGGCACAAGCCAUUGUGGGCAUGACUUAUGGAGUGUCUAUGUCAACUGGAAAUUGGGUAGGAAAACAUAACUUGAUGGUGAUGCCGUUAGGAGAUUUUGAGAUGAUACUUGGUAUUGAUUUUCUGAGAAAAUUCCAGUUUGUUCCUUUUUCACAUUUAGAUGGAAUAAUGAUUAUGAAUAGGGAUAAUGCUGAAUUUGUAAAGGGUGUUCAUUCAUUUGGGAAAGUCAGUAAUGUUGUAAAGAAGAAGGAUAGGGGAAUGAUGUUGUUUGCUAUGUCAAUUGGCAAAGGAAUGAAGAGGGUGCCUGAUUGUGUGGCCAAGUUGUUGAAAAAGUUUGCUGACGUGAUGCCGCUUGAAGUACCAAAGACUUUGCCACCAAGGAGGGAAAUUGAUCAUAAAAUUGAGUUGCUGCCAGGUACGGUUGGUCCUGCACAAGUUCCUUAUCGUAUGGAUCCUAAGGAACUGGUUGAAUUGCGGAAACAGUUAAAUGAAUUGUUGGAUGCUGGUCUGAUUCAACCAUAUAAGGCUCCAUAUGGUGCUCCUGUUUUGUUCCAAAAGAAACAGGAUGGAACGAUGAGAAUGUUGAGAAAAGCAUGCUGGUUCACGAAACUUGAUCUUAGGCAGUCUACUGGCAGCGAUGAUAUUGUUAUCUAUAGUCGAACAUUGGAUGAACAUGUCAAUCACUUAAAUAUGGUUAAGGAUUUGCGAUCGUUUCUUGGGUUGGCUAACUAUUACAGAAAGUUCAUUGCGGGUUAUUCAAAAAGGGCAGCGGCUCUGACUGACUUGUUGAAGAAAGAUGCUGAAUGGAUAUGGGCUUUGCCUGAUUUUGAAUUGCCAUUUGAAGUACAUACUGAUGCGUCUGAUAAGGCUAUUGGAGGCGUCAGUACAUUUUUCAAAACACAAAAGAAAUUGAGUCCAAAACAAGCAAGAUGGCAAGAGUUUCUGGCAGAAUAUGAUUUCAUGUGGGAACACAAGCCGGGAAAACACAACCAGGUUGCUGAUGCAUUGAGUCGGAAAGAGGUAUUUGCUGCAGUAUAUUCAAUUUCAAAACUUGAGACUGAUUUCUUUGAUAGAAUCAGGGAGAGAAUAGUCGUACCAAAUCAGGGUGGAAUGCGCAAAGACUUGAUGAAGGAAGAGUAUGAUUCCGCUUGGGUUGGACAUUCGGGUGUUGAAAGAAUGUUGGCUCUAUUGUCUCGUGUUUAUUUCUGGCCAAAGAUGGAAGAUGACAUAGAAGCAUACGUGAAGACUUGUCAUGUCUGUCAAGUAGACAAGAAUGAACGUAAAAAGGAAGCAAGUUUACUGCAGCCUUUGCGUAUUCUUGAAAUGCCUUGGUUAUUAGUAAGUAUGGAUUUCAAUUUUGGAUUUCCUAAGGUAGACAGCAAAGCAUCGAUAAUGGUGAUAGUAGACAGGUUCUCAAAAUAUUUUGUUUUCAUUGUUGCACCUGAAUUGUGUUCAUCUGAGAUUGCUGCUGAUUUAUUCUAUAAAUAUGUGGUUAAAUACUUUGGUGUUCCGUCUGACAUUGUGAGUGAUAGGGAUACAAAGUUCACAGGCAGGUUUUGGACAGCAUUGUUCAAUAUGAUGGGAAUUGAGUUGAAAUUUUCUACUGCGAAUCAUCCACAAACAGAUGGACAGACAAAAAGGAUUAGUCACUUAUUAGAGGAAUACUUGAGGCAUUAUGUGACAGUAAGUCAACAGAAUUGGGUUGCGUUGUUAGACACUGCGCAGUUUUGUUAUACUCUGCUCAAGUCGUCUGUAACAGAAAUGAGCCCUUUUGAAAUCGUUUUAGGCAAACAGUCUACGACGACAUUGAAUAUUGCAAGUAAGACUAGGCAUCGAGGUUUGAUUCCUAGGUAUGAUGGUCCAUUUGAAGUGGUGAAACGAGUGGGCGAAGUUGCAUAUAGGAACAGAUCAAAGAGGGCUCCUCCAUCAGUACCUACACAGUUUGAUGCUGAAAUUGAGAAAAUCCUUGAUCAUCGGGUUUUGGGCACAAGUAAGAAAAAUACAAAGAUAGAAUUAUUGAUUCAUUGGAAAGGCAAGAGUGCAGCUAAUGCAGUUUGGGAGAAAUCAAAGGACUUAUGGCAGUUUGAUGCUUAA
Molecule: messenger RNA, 2205 nt
Organism: Solanum pennellii
Lineage: Eukaryota; Viridiplantae; Streptophyta; Magnoliopsida; Solanales; Solanaceae
Exons: 9
Coding region: 1-2205 (734 amino acids)
Biological process (GO): DNA integration
Molecular function (GO): nucleic acid binding
Source: RefSeq, a predicted model, not a curated record